AUGUCUCGUCUCAAGGACGAGGUGGUGAUUCCAAGUCAUUCUCGCGUCACUAACUCUCGCUCUGGUGUCAAGGAGAAGGAGCAGAAGAAGAAUGUCGCGAAAGCGCACAAGCCUAUCCAUGUGGAUGUCUUCAUUCCGAGCGUCGUCUCCGUAGGCAACCUGGCCAAACUCUUGAAUGUCCGGUUAGACGUACUCCGCCGGAAGAUGAUUAAGAUAGGAAUGGAGGCCGAGGCGUCAUAUGACCACAUGCUUACCUCCGAAUAUGCUUCUCUGGUGGCUAUGGAGUUCAACCGUAACCCCGUCAUUAACGACGAAGCGGCGUUUGACAUCUACCCCCCUGCUCCCCACCCGGACCCUUCCUCUCUUUCCACGCGUCCACCGGUCGUUACCAUCAUGGGGCACGUAGACCACGGGAAAACCACUCUACUGGACACCCUUCGAUCUACCUCUGUCGCCAAGGGCGAAGCCGGUGGAAUUACCCAGCACAUCGGUGCCUUCUCGGUUCCGGUGCCCGCUAGCGCCAAUUCCUCAGAGCCUACACGGACAAUCACCUUCCUGGAUACUCCUGGUCAUGCCGCAUUCUCUGCUAUGCGCGCUCGCGGCGCGAGCGUCACCGACGUAGUCGUACUUGUGGUUGCUGCGGACGACGGCAUCAUGCCCCAGACUCGCGAAGUCAUUGAUCUUGUAAAGAACUCCCCGGUUGGUCUGGUUGUUGCGAUCAACAAGGUAGAUAAGCCUGGCGUCGAUGUUUCUAAAGUCGAGCACGCACUUCUCGCGGAGGGCGUGCAGCUGGAAGCCUUCGGCGGCGACGUCCCUGUAGUGCAUGUGUCGGGUCUCACCGGCCAGGGUUUGGACCAGUUGGUUGAGACCAUCUCUGUUCUUGCAGAGAUGCAGGAACUGCACGCAGAGCGCGAGGGUACCCUCCAGGGUUACGUCUUGGAGUCGAAAGUCGCCAAAGGCUUAGGACCCGUCGCGACCGUCCUUGUCCUUCGUGGAGGUCUGAAGCCCGGUCAACACCUCAUUUGCGGCACGGCGUCCGCAAAGAUUCGCGUCAUGAACGACUCGAGCGGCAAGCCGGUGAAGGCCGCCUAUCCAGGCAUGGCCGUCACCGUCUCUGGCUGGAAGGAGCUGCCCGACGCCGGCGACGAGGUGCUGACUGGGACGGAGGCGGAAGUCAAGAAAGCCCUCGCCAACCGCCUUCGCAAGGCUGAGAUGGAGUCUUCCCUCGUCGACCUAGAGGCAAUCAAUGAGCAGCGGCGCUCAGAGCGUGAGCGUGAACGCGAACGUGAAGAACGCGAGCGUGCGACUGCCGAAGGCGAAGAGGCCGAAGAGAUGAAGCCCAAGUCCGUAGGUCCGAAGGAGUUGCGCCUUAUUAUCAAGGGCGACGUCAGCGGGUCCGUGGAGGCCGUGAAAGGUGCCAUCGAAGGCAUCGGGAACGAUAUUGCGCGCGUGAAGGUCGUCUCCACUGGCGUCGGGGACGUCGCCGAGUCUGACGUUUUGCGGGCAAAAACGGCUGAAGGGACCAUCAUCGCCUUCAACGUCAAGGUUCCCCGACCGGUCGAAUCGAUAGCGCAGUCGCAGCACGUCCCCAUCCUCGCGUCCUCGGUCAUCUACAAGCUCAUCGACGACGUAACGGCGCGGGUCGUCGGGUUGCUCCCGCCAAUUAUCGAAAAGCGCGUCUCUGGAGAGGCCACCGUGCUAGCCCUCUUUGACAUCACUCUCAAGGGAAAGAAGACGACGCAGGUCGGCGGUUGUCGUGUUUCUAACGGUGUUGUUGCGAAGAACAAACUUGCGCGGGUGGUCCGCAACGGUCAGAUCAUCCAUGAAGGUCGGCUGGAUACGCUCAAGCAGCACAAGAACGACGUCAUGGAGCUCGCAAAGGGCAACGAGUGUGGCCUGAACCUCGCCGACUUCAACGACCUCCGCGUGGGCGACAUCGUCGAGAUGUACGAGGAAGUCGAGCUGCCCGGUACCCUAUAA
Messenger RNA from Trametes versicolor FP-101664 SS1, 1980 nucleotides. Its product is annotated as initiation factor 2. The transcript is spliced from 8 exons. The coding region runs from base 1 to 1980 and encodes 659 amino acids. The record is from RefSeq and is a predicted model, not a curated record. Gene Ontology annotation, biological process: translational initiation. Lineage: Eukaryota; Fungi; Basidiomycota; Agaricomycetes; Polyporales; Polyporaceae. Gene Ontology annotation, molecular function: translation initiation factor activity; GTP binding; GTPase activity.